This is a messenger RNA of Solea senegalensis (Senegalese sole), 1651 nucleotides long. RefSeq names its product transcriptional repressor scratch 1-like. The transcript is spliced from 2 exons. The record is from RefSeq and is a predicted model, not a curated record. The coding region runs from base 487 to 1329 and encodes 280 amino acids. Lineage: Eukaryota; Metazoa; Chordata; Actinopteri; Pleuronectiformes; Soleidae. Gene Ontology annotation, molecular function: RNA polymerase II cis-regulatory region sequence-specific DNA binding; DNA-binding transcription factor activity, RNA polymerase II-specific. Gene Ontology annotation, biological process: regulation of DNA-templated transcription.
CCCUCAUCCUCCUCAUCUUCCUCCUCCACCUCUUCUUCAUCUUCAUCUUUAGAGAGGCCCGAAAGCUGUCACACGCUGCAGGGUUCCUUCCAUUGCUUGCUUCUUUCUUUCUUUCUUUCUUUUUUAAUCUCUUGUCUGCUCGCAAACCUCUGUCCUCUGCUGUGCUUCUGGCACGUGAGCGCGGACAACGCGAGGAGGGAGCUGUCCGGUGCUGAAGUUGCAUUUCUCAUUCUUUCUGGAGCCAGGAGGCGGAGAGAGAAGGAGCCGAACUGAGCACACAUUCUAAAAGUCCUUCACUGGAGUUCAGUUCGCGGCUCUCGCGUAUUCAACAAACACUCAGACAAUCCGCUCGCUCUUUUUGGUGCGUAAAGAGUGAAAUCAGCACGCUGGCCAGGCCGUCUGCGAUCGGCUGUGUUUGUGAGUGUGUGCGGCUGUGUUCGCGAGUGUGAGCGUGUGUGUGUGUGUGUGUGUCGGUGUCGCACCACCAUGCCAAGGUCUUUCCUGGUGAAAAAGGUGAAAUUGGAUGAUUUCUCCACCGCAGCGGAUUUGGAGAACGCCUACCGCCACAGGACAGACCUCAGCCUGCGGCUCCAUGACAAAGCUGGUUACAUCAGUGACUACAUCAACCCUGUUGUGUACGAUGGUGAGAGUGACAGUGGAAUCAAGGUUCCCUCUCCCGAUCCUCUCUACGAUGGAAUCCACAGUGACUAUGGAGCACCUGACUCCGAGUCUCCUGGCAGCCCCAGCUCAGAGAUCACUGAUGGCUACAUCAACGGAGAUACUGCGGUGAGUGAGGGUUACACAGUUGACGCCUUCUUCAUCACUGAUGGCCGCUCUAGGAGGAAAGGCCUCGGAAGUCCCAGGACCAUUCAGAGGCACACCUGCAACGAGUGCGGCAAAACCUACGCCACGUCUUCGAACCUGAGCCGGCACAAACAGACACACCGCUCGCUGGACAGCAAGCUGGCAAAGAAAUGUCCCACGUGUGGGAAGGUGUACGUUUCCAUGCCCGCCAUGGCCAUGCAUCUGCUCACGCACGACCUCAAGCACAAGUGUGACGUGUGUGGGAAAGCGUUCAGCCGGCCGUGGCUUUUGCAGGGCCACAUGCGCUCACACACGGGGGAGAAGCCGUUUGGGUGUGCCCACUGUGGGAAGGCCUUCGCGGAUCGCUCGAACCUGCGCGCUCACAUGCAGACCCACUCGGCCUUCAAACACUUCAAGUGUAAACGCUGCGACAAGACCUUCGCACUCAAGAGUUACCUGAACAAGCACUACGAGUCCGCCUGCUUCAAAGGGCCCUUCUCUCCUCUCAGCCCCUUAGAUGCAUGACCCCCUGCAUACAUAAAAACACAGACAAAACUGCAGAUAUAAAUUACCAAUAUCCUUAAAAGACUCAACUGCAGACACAAACAAUCUAUUUUUGGUCAGAAUGUGACCUCGCUUUUCCUCCCCCCCUGCGCCCUCUCUCACUCCCGACAACCUCGCUAUUCCUUGGAGCCUAUUCACGACGAUGAAGAUGAUGAAGAUAGCACAAUUUUUUUCCUUGAGAUUUUGCCCACUUAAGGAUUUACCUGAUCUACGCAUGCACUUCCUCAAAAAUCUCUUCACCUCCUCUUCCUCUGUCUGUUCUAGAUAGAGACAAUGAAACAAA